UCAUUCCAUUUCCCUCCUCUCUCAGUUGCAUCUUUUGGCUUUUGCGACUCAUUAACAGCGGGGAGGUAGUUGCUCGUAGCUCCAACCUGCUCGAUCAUGGCAGCUCAAGAAGAAACUGAAGUCAAGAAUGCAUCAAGACCAAAAGCCGAAACUCAGGUUAGCCGAGAAGGUGACCUGAAAAAAUCACUUGAUUCCCCAACACACCCUAAAAAGGUCUCAACACAACCAAGGGUCGGGACCAGGAGUAACACAGGUUCUCCGAUGUGGGAAAGAAAGGUCUCAUCCGAAGGUAACAAUAAUGCAGCCCCUUCAACCCCUGGAAGAUCCCGGUUGAGACAAGUCACCCUUGGUGAUGAAACUCCUGAUGACAGCACUGCUGUUCCAGUAUUUGGUGACUGGGAUGACAGUGAUCCCGCUUCAGCUGAAGGUUACUCUCACAUAUUUAACAAAGUACGAGAGGAAAAGCAUAGUGGCGGAGGAAAGUCGCCAAGGAUAACUAGUGAUGAUUCUUAUUUUCAUAGUCAAAGACCAGAGGCUAAAAAGGGGUGCGGCUGCUUUCCGUGGGGCAGAAAAUGAUCUCUUGUUGGCUGUUUGGGUGCAAAGUUGUGGAUUGUACACUACUUCAUAUAAAGCUCAAAGGUGGUGUUAUGUAUAAGCAUGGUGUUUGUAAACUGCCUUCUUUCUUGUUGGUUAAAUGGUAUGCAGAACUCUUCCUGUUGUCCUAUAGGGAGAAUUUAUUUCCUAUCCUUCCCAUUGUUUUUGCAUAUGAUGUUUGUAUGCUCAAUUUGUUGAAUGAAAAGCAGAAAAAUAAAAAAGCAAGGAUUCUGUGAAUA
This is a messenger RNA of Cynara cardunculus var. scolymus (artichoke), 833 nucleotides long. RefSeq names its product RPM1-interacting protein 4-like. The record is from RefSeq and is a predicted model, not a curated record. The transcript has 4 exons. Bases 97 to 576 code for a protein of 159 amino acids. NCBI's taxonomy places the organism in Eukaryota, Viridiplantae, Streptophyta, Magnoliopsida, Asterales, Asteraceae.